This is a messenger RNA of Ipomoea triloba (trilobed morning glory), 2296 nucleotides long. Its product is annotated as probable auxin efflux carrier component 1c. The coding region runs from base 250 to 2043 and encodes 597 amino acids. Lineage: Eukaryota; Viridiplantae; Streptophyta; Magnoliopsida; Solanales; Convolvulaceae. The record is from RefSeq and is a predicted model, not a curated record. Gene Ontology annotation, cellular component: plasma membrane; endoplasmic reticulum. Gene Ontology annotation, molecular function: auxin efflux transmembrane transporter activity. The transcript is spliced from 6 exons. Gene Ontology annotation, biological process: auxin export across the plasma membrane; auxin polar transport.
UGUAUUCUAUUAGUAUUUCCACACUGCCAAAAAAAUAUUUGCCUCUGUGCAUACUUCCCCAAAGCCCCAGAAACCAAAACACUACACAUGCCCCUCCACCACCUUCAAGGCUUUCCAUAUAUUUAUAAUCAUCAUCUCACCACCCUCUUCUUCCUUCCUCUACUCCCCUCAAUUUAAACUUCCAUUCCAUUCCUUGCCUCUCUCCCUUGCAUGUUUUCUUGAUCUGGGCAUUUAAGAAAACCAAAAAAGAUGAUAACUUUAUUAGAUUUCUACCAUGUCAUGACUGCAAUGGUUCCACUCUAUGUGGCCAUGAUCCUAGCCUAUGGGUCAGUGAAGUGGUGGAAGAUUUUCACCCCAGACCAGUGCUCUGGGAUCAACCGUUUUGUGGCUCUCUUUGCUGUCCCUUUACUCUCAUUCCAUUUCAUAGCAGAGAAUGAUCCAUACACCAUGAACCUGAGGUUCAUUGCUGCAGACACACUGCAGAAGCUCAUUGUUCUUGGGGUUCUUGCUGUGUGGGCUAAUUUCAGCAAAAGGGGGAGCCUAGAGUGGUCUAUAACUCUGUUCUCACUCUCAACUCUGCCCAACACUCUAGUGAUGGGCAUCCCUUUGCUGAAGGGGAUGUAUGGGGAUUUCUCUGGGAGCCUAAUGGUUCAGAUUGUUGUGCUGCAGUGCAUCAUCUGGUACACUCUGAUGCUGUUCAUGUUUGAGUUCAGAGGUGCAAGAAUGCUGAUUUCUGAGCAGUUCCCAGACACUGCUGCCUCCAUUGUCUCAAUCCAUGUGGAUUCAGAUGUGAUGUCACUGGAUGGGAGGCAGGCUCUGGAGACUGAGGCUGAGGUGAAAGAGGAUGGGAAGCUCCAUGUAACUGUCAGAAGGUCUAAUGCCUCAAGGUCUGACAUUUUCUCAAGGAGGUCUCAUGGAGGCAUUUCGUCGAACACCCCGAGGCCAUCAAAUCUCACUAAUGCUGAGAUUUACUCUCUUCAGUCCUCAAGAAACCCUACCCCUAGGGGCUCAAGUUUCAACCACACUGAUUUCUACUCUAUGGUGGGGGCUGCUGCUAGGAGCUCCAAUUUUGGGGCUAAUGAUGUGUUUGGCCCAACUCCUAGACCUUCAAACUAUGAGGAGGAGAAUGGGAAAUCAAGGUUUCAGUACCAUGGUGGGCAAGGGAACCAUUACCCAGCUCCAAACCCUGGCAUGUUUUCCCCUUCCAAUAAAGCUGCUGCUAAUGCAAAUAAGAAGCCUAAUGGGAAUGGGCAGCACAAGGGAGAAGAGGGUGGCAAAGAUCUCCACAUGUUUGUUUGGAGCUCAAGUGCCUCUCCUGUUUCAGAUGUGUUUGGUGGAGGCCAUGAUUAUGGUGCCCUAGACCAGCCUUCCAAGGAAGUUAGACUCCCUAUUUCUCCUAGCAAAGUUGAAGGGCAGAAGAAGAAUGAAGAAAGUAAUUACAUGGAGAGGGCAGAGUUUAGCUUUGGGAACAGAGAUACAGAAAUGAACAACCUGCAAGGGGGUGAGGGAGGUGGUGGAGAGAACAAAGUGAAAGGCAUGCCUCCAACAAGUGUGAUGACAAGGCUCAUACUUAUCAUGGUUUGGAGAAAACUUAUCAGAAACCCAAACACUUAUUCCAGUUUGCUUGGCCUCACCUGGUCCCUAGUCUCAUUCAGAUGGAAUGUGCAGAUGCCUGCUAUAAUUGCAAAGUCCAUAUCUAUUCUGUCAGAUGCAGGACUUGGCAUGGCCAUGUUCAGUCUUGGUCUGUUCAUGGCAUUGCAACCAAGGAUCAUAGCAUGUGGGAAUUCUGUUGCAUCUUUUGCUAUGGCCGUGAGAUUCCUUACAGGACCAGCUGUCAUGGCUGCUGCCUCCAUUGCUGUCGGCCUCCGAGGUGUCCUCUUACACGUCGCCAUUGUACAGGCAGCUCUACCCCAAGGAAUUGUCCCCUUUGUCUUUGCUAAGGAAUACGGCGUGCACCCUGACAUUCUCAGCACUGCGGUGAUUUUUGGGAUGCUGAUUGCGUUACCGAUAACGUUGGUGUAUUACAUUUUGAUGGGACUAUGAAACUUGGAAAAUUGAUAACAAAGCAAUGUGGAAAAACGAAUUGAAGCUAGCUAGGAGGGCUACUCUCAACUCUCAAGGAUAUGAUAUGAUGAUUCAAUUCCUCUCUCGAUCUAGUAGUCUUAGUAUAGUUGUAAAAUCAUAUAUGUUUCUCCCCAUUUGUUUCAUCAACCCAAAAAAAAAAGUUGGUAGUUUAUUUAUGGGAUAUCCUAUGCUUUUCAAGCUAAGUAUUUCAUUCUCACUGUUUUUCUAUGAA